AUGACAUUUGUAAAAGGUCCAACGAAAACUUACAAAAGAAACCGAACUUUCCUGCAAAGCCAGCAUGAACAAGAAUUUAAAGAUAACUUUAAUGUUCCUGAUAUCAUUGAUUAUAAUUUAAAUGGUCUUUUUUCUGGAAAGAAGAGUAUCAAGGAAAGACAUCAUUAUUCAUCGUUUAAUAAUUAUUUUUAUUAUGCGCUAUAUAAAAGUGGCAUGACAAACGGAGAUAAGUUAACUUAUCUGGAUGAUCGACGUCUCGCGAGAGAUUAUAAGAUUGGAAUUGUUACUUUGAUUUCGAGACCCGAACAACGUUCAAAGAUUAAGCAAGGAUUUCCAACCCUACUUGAGAAGGUCGAAAAGUAUCGACCAAAGGUUCUUUGCUUUAAUGGAAAAACAAUGUUUCAGGCGUUUACAAGUUUUCAAAGCGCUCGAAUUCAUACCUUGCCCAUAAAAAAAAAGUUAAUGACCGAAGGUUGGGGGGAACAAGCAAAUCAUUUUAUUCGGUGGGACGAUCAUACCGGUCAUACAAAGGUUUUCUACAUUAUAUCGACAAGUGGACGCGUUGCCCAAUAUACAGUCCAAGAUAGAAUAAAAUAUUUUGAAAAGUUGAAAGAGUUGAUAGAUAAUGAUAAUUCUGUGGUUAAAGGUAGCAAUGUCGCGUAUAAUGGAAACGAAGAACUAGGUAUCAGAAUAACAAAGAAAUCCGUUUCCUUGGAACAUACUUCCUUUAAAAAAAGCUAUGAAUAUAAUGAUAUGGAUAUCAUCUCACCUUCAGAUAACAAACUUAAAAAUAAACAGGAUAUGAAUCAAGAUUAUUCUCCCCCAAAAUCUUUUAUGGUAAAAAGAUGGUGA
This is a messenger RNA of Funneliformis mosseae, 852 nucleotides long. The record is from the annotation of a GenBank genome assembly. Lineage: Eukaryota; Fungi; Glomeromycota; Glomeromycetes; Glomerales; Glomeraceae.